ACAAACGAACCGAAUUGGCUCCGACUGAUUUGAGGUAGAAAAACACAAGAGAUAGUGUCCCUGACUCUUGAGCCAAUAGUUAGAGGGCCUAUUUUUCUUAAGCCUCAUGUGUGACUGCAGUAGACGAAUGUUACAUUGAUAGUUUCAAUAGCUUCUUCUGAUGGGUCUCUUUGACUAUUGUUGUUUGUCUUUGUCCCUUAAGACUCAAGUAUUUAAUUACCGAAGGCCAAAACUUCUCAUCUACACCCCUCUGUACUGCGCCUCUCGCACUUUCUAGUUUGACUUCAACGUCAACAGUAAUUUAAUCUGUCCUAAAAGAGAAAAAGCUUCCGCGUACAAUAUUACGGUGGUGCGGAGGACAGUUUUUACUACUAUUCAGAUACAAAGCUAGAUAUUCAAUCCUGAUAUUUUGCUUUCCUUGGUGAGGCAAUUGUCGCCCAAACAAAAAUUUACAGAAAAAAGUUUCACAAAUAAAUAAAUUUCAUUCGGUCAGUUGAUUGCGUGCUACGAACACAUCAACCAUCUACUUGCGUUUCCUGACGUCUUUUUGUAGCGUUUUACCGGUUUUGCUUUGGCGGUAUUGAUCCCAUGUUUUUUAUGAGAUUUUUAAUUGACACUUUUUAGCUGAACAAGUCUCCAACUGUUGCUUUAUUGGUUUUUCGAAAUUGAAAUCAAAACCAUGUAUCACGAAAACUUGAGAAGUAUUGCCUCGCGGUGGAAGGACCAAUUAGACAUACUCAAGCAAAGAAUAGAAAAUGAAAACGAGAAAUCAAAAUUUUAUCAAGAACAAAAAAGUCUCUGCGAGUCAGCUGUAAAGCGUAUUCGAGCAGCAUGCGAGGAGAAAAAGAAAAGAUGCUAUGAGAACCAAAUAACUAUGAAGUCGUUGGAAGAUUCAAAGAUUGCUGCUUUGAAUGCUAUAUCGUACCAUGAGCGUCAGUUGCAGAUGCAGGAGAAGUUAAAUAAAGAUUCAGAAGUCCACAAUCAGAACGAAAGUGACGAUUUCGAGAAAGCUAGGAACUUGCUUUACAGCAGAAUGGCUACGAUGCAGCUCGAAUCAUACAAAGCGACAAAAAUUAACAGGAUUCGAGAGCUGCGUCAAGAAGAAGCGCGUGUGGCGAAUCAUUGUGCAAUGAAUCGACUGAAGCUUCGGAAUCUUCAUCCGCCGGAAAAAUCCGAGCUGAGAAGUACAGAUUUGCUGGAAAAGUUUUUCCAAGAGAGCCCUCAAUACUUCGGAAAGCUUAUUAAAGAGAAGAAAAAUCAUGAGUGUCAUAGCUCGAGUGGCGGUCAUUUUUCCGAGGAAGAAAACGAAUACUUAAUUGAUCAAGUAAGUUUGCAGCAGUCAUCUUCAAAGAGACAAACUGAAACCUGGUCCUUCGUAGAAUCGAAGCGACUCAAGUUAGAUGAAUCGGCAGAAAUAGCUCAAGUCAAGAGGCCUCGCCCAGAAGUUGGACUAAGGAGCACGGUUAGCUCCUACUUUGAGGACAAAGUUCCAGCGAAGAAAGUGGCGAAAGUAACGGGUGUAGUGCAGCCAAUACAAAGUGUGAAGCCAAUGAUGUUUGAAUGUCCGCUUUUUAAAGAGGAUGGAAAACUGGAGUUCAGUUUCGAUUGAAUGUUGUCUGUGCUUCUGCACGAGACCUUCCUGUCCCGUUUUCAUGGGUUCAAGCAACCAAUAAUUUCUGUUUUCAGUAAAUAUUUUCUGUUUACAUGAUUGCAACUGUUUCUCAAUCAACAAGUUUCCAGUGUAGUUUAUGUUUUGUCCGACUACCAAAGAU
Molecule: messenger RNA, 1772 nt
Organism: Symsagittifera roscoffensis
Lineage: Eukaryota; Metazoa; Xenacoelomorpha; Acoela; Convolutidae
Exons: 3
Coding region: 680-1609 (309 amino acids)
Source: RefSeq, a predicted model, not a curated record